GAGAAAGCAUCCGUUCCUGGUUGCUGGAAAAUGAAAGCGCUUACGUCACAUUGACGCAAGCGUCUUCCUGAUAAAGACAAAAAUGUCUGCGCCCAUGACAGAGAGUGCUGUUGACCACUUGUCUGCAGUUCGGCAUGUCAUACUGGUUUUGUCUGGGAAGGGUGGAGUUGGGAAAAGUACAGUGGCCACACAAAUAGCUUUAGGACUCCGACAUGCUGGAAAGAAGGUUGGUUUGCUUGAUGUUGACCUGUGUGGCCCCAGUAUUCCCCGUAUGUUCAAUGUCCAUCAACAAGAUGUCCAUCAGUGCACGGAGGGGUGGCUUCCGGUCUUUGUUGACAAAGAACAAAAACUUGCUUUGAUGUCAAUAGGGUUUUUGGUUGAAAAUGCUCAAGAUGCCAUCAUUUGGAGAGGACCAAAGAAAACAGCAAUGAUUAAACAGUUUCUGAGGGAUGUGGUAUGGCGGGAUAUAGAUUACUUAAUCAUCGACACACCACCGGGAACAACAGAUGAACAUAUUAGUGCUAUUGAGAACCUGAAGACAUACAACCCUGAUGGAGCAAUACUGGUCACCACCCCACAGGCUGUUUCUGUUGGAGAUGUGAAAAGGGAGAUAACUUUCUGUAGAAAGACCCACAUACCUGUGAUAGGAAUAAUCGAGAACAUGAGUGGAUUUGUCUGUCCAAACUGUACUGAAUGUACCAAUGUGUUUUCAAAAGGAGGAGGGCAAGCACUGGCCAAAGAAUACCAUGUGCCAUUUUUGGGUUGUAUCCCCUUGGACCCUGAGCUCUCAAAAUGUUCUGACGAAGGUAAAAGUUACAUAGAACACUACGAGGGAUCACCAACCUUACACGCCAUUCAGAAAGUGGUGGAUCGAUUAAUUCAGAUUGACAGAGACCUCCCGUGAACCCGGUACUGAAAAAUCGCAGGAUCCCAGCCAACGGAAAAAAGUGCUCUAUAAAUAAAUUGUCAUUCGGUGAUUUUACACUGCUGAAUGACUUGGUGAUUUUUUUAUACAGCUCUAUUAUUCAUCCUUGUCGUAACAGCUGAUAUUGUUGACAUGCAGCAGUGUAAGAGCUCAAUGAAAAACAACUCAGUUAAAUGAAAAUUUCUUGUUCAUUAAUGAUUUGCAAUCGAAAAGGAACUGCCAAAACAUUUUGGAACAGUUUUAUAUAUUUAAAAUAACAUUCAAGUUUUGAAAUAUUGCAUGAUUUUUUUUUUUUCAGAGAAAUAUUUUGUAUAGUAUGAGUAGAAGUUAAAUUUUGUAUUUAAAAUUUGAAUAAAUUCAUGCCAUUCCUUGUUUCAAGUAGUGCUAGCACUUGUUAAACUUCUUUUUUUACAAUAUACUUGUAUUGAUAUGUUUGUAGCAGCUUUUGGUAUAUAAAUAUAGAGGUCUUUUAAUAAAAUUGGUGCCAUACUGUAUUUAUUGUCCGUUACUGAAAAAUCGUUUUAGCUACAUGUAUAUUGUACAUUCCAUAAAUUGCACAGGGCAAAUUACCAAAACUUAGUUUUAAAAUUUUAUCUCCCUUAAAGUCAGAACUAGAGCAAAUAAAAUUUUUUAAAAAAUCCAUAUAUUUUGGCAAUUUUCUAAUAUUACCUGUAUUUUGGUAUCUAAAGUACCCAGUACAUGUUAAUUGUCACUUUGAUGAAUUUUUCUUUGCCCCAAUUUGGUAGAAAAUGUGUAAUUAUUAAGAAGUACAAACACUGAACUAUAGCUCCAUAUUUUUCCAUUGCAAUUCUUUGAAAUUAGAUUCAUUGAUUCAGAAUAAACUGUACAUGUUCAGCAAA
This is a messenger RNA of Saccostrea cuccullata (small rock oyster), 1785 nucleotides long. Its product is annotated as cytosolic Fe-S cluster assembly factor NUBP2 homolog. The transcript has 8 exons. The record is from RefSeq and is a predicted model, not a curated record. Gene Ontology annotation, biological process: iron-sulfur cluster assembly. Bases 83 to 904 code for a protein of 273 amino acids. Gene Ontology annotation, molecular function: 4 iron, 4 sulfur cluster binding; ATP-dependent FeS chaperone activity; ATP binding. NCBI's taxonomy places the organism in Eukaryota, Metazoa, Mollusca, Bivalvia, Ostreida, Ostreidae. Gene Ontology annotation, cellular component: cytosol.